GGCUGCGGAGCUCCCUCAGUGCCCGCUAGAGCGACGUCUCCUUCCCGGCCCUGCUGCUUUUGCGCCGCCGCUGGGCGGGUGCGCGGGCGGCAGUGGUCCAGAGGCGCGGAGGGGACGAGAAGGCAGCGCCUCCGCAGGGCAUCAGCCGGGCACCUCUCGCCGCCUUCUCUGGCCAUGGCUGGGAUCGCCUUGCUCUUCCUCGCCAGCCUCCUGCUGGCGCCGGGCAGCGCCUUCAAUCUGGAUGUGGAGAGACCGACUGUUUACACCGGCCCUGCGGGGAGUUACUUCGGCUUCGCGGUGGAUUUCUUCGUCCCUGACCGCUCCUCGAUGUUUCUGCUUGUGGGCGCUCCGAAAGCAAACACGACCCAGCCAGGCAUUGUACAAGGAGGCCAGGUGCUCAAGUGUAACUGGAACUCCAACAGAGGAGACUGCCAGCCUAUCUUAUUCGAUCCAACAGGCAACAGAGAUUUUAAUGUAAAUGAUCCUUUGGAAUUCAAAUCACACCAGUGGUUUGGCGCAUCAGUGAGAUCUAAAGAUGAUAAAAUUUUGGCAUGUGCCCCGUUGUAUCACUGGAGAACUCUACAGAAAGCUGAGAGGGAACCUGUGGGAACAUGUUAUCUUCAUGUCGGGUCUAAAACAGUUGAAUACGCUCCCUGCAGGUCAACUGACAAUGAUGCUGAAGGACAGGGCUUUUGUCAAGGUGGAUUCAGCAUCGACUUUACCCAGGAGGAUAGAGUACUGCUUGGAGGACCUGGAAGUUUUUAUUGGCAAGGCCAACUAAUUUCUGAUCAAGUGGCUGAGAUCGUGUCGAAGUACAACCCCAAAAUCUAUACUACCAAGUAUGACAACCAGUUAGCAACGCGGUCGGCCAGUGCUGCUUUCGAUGACAGCUACUUGGGUUAUUCGGUAACUGUGGGGGAUUUCAAUAAUGAUGGCACAGAAGAUUUUGUGUCCGGUGUCCCAAGAGCAGCCAAAACAUUAGGCCUGGUGUCCAUUUAUAAUGGAAAAACCAUGGCAUCCAUGUAUAACUUCACAGGAGAACAGAUGGCUGCAUAUUUUGGAUAUUCUGUAGCUGCCACAGAUAUCAAUGGAGAUCAUUACGUGGAUUUGUUUAUAGGAGCCCCACUUUUUAUGGAUCGUGGUUCUGAUGGCAAACUUCUAGAAGUGGGCCAGGUAUCUGUGUAUUUUCAACAAACGUCUGGAGGCUUUCAGAGUCAGGUCAUGAAGCUGACUGGCUUUGAAGUCUUUGCAAGAUUCAGCAGUGCCAUUGCACCUCUGGGGGAUCUUGACCAGGAUGGCUUCAAUGACAUUGCAGUUGCUGCUCCUUAUGGUGGGGAAGACAAGAAAGGGUUGGUUUACAUCUACAACGGGCGAGCCACUGGAUUGAAUGGAGUGCCAUCUCAAGUCCUUGAAGGACAGUGGGCUUCAAAGGCAAUGCCACCCAGUUUUGGAUACUCACUAAAAGGAGAUACUGAUGUGGACAAAAAUGGUUACCCAGACUUGAUUGUGGGAGCUUUUGGUGUUGACAAAGUUGCCUUAUACAGGGCACGGCCAGUCAUUACUGUAAAUGCUGGAUUAGAAGUUACCCCAACUAUUCUAAAUCCAGAGAACAAAGCCUGCGAAGAAAAUGGCCAGAAAGUUUCUUGUUUUCAAGUAAAGUUCUGCUUAAAAGCUGAUGGCAAAGGAAGUCUUCCGAGGGAACUCACUUUCCACGUGGAGCUGCUUUUGGACAAACUGAAACAAAAAGGCGCCAUACGGAGAGCCCUGUUUCUCUAUAACAGGCAGCCGACUCAUUCUAAGAAUAUGACUGUCCCAAAAGGGGGCCGAAUGAGCUGUGAAGAACUCCAGGCUUUCCUAAGGGAUGAAUCUGAAUUUCGAGACAAACUUACUCCGAUCACCAUAUUCAUGGAAUAUCAGCUGGAUUACAAAACAGCUUCAGAUACCACUGGGUUGCAGCCAAUCCUCAACCAAUUUACUCCUGCAAACCUCAGCAGACAGGCUCAUAUUCUCCUAGAUUGCGGUGAGGACAAUAUCUGCCGUCCAGAUCUGAAAGUGACAGUCGACAGUGAUCAGAAGCAAAUCUAUAUUGGAGAUGACAAUCCUUUAACCCUAAUUGUCAAUGCCCAUAACCUAGGAGAGGGAGCCUACGAAGCGGAGCUCUUUGUCACCGUCCCGCCUCAAGCUGACUUCAUUGGCAUAGUUCGCAACAAUGAGGCAUUAGCAAGGCUCUCAUGUGCGUUUAAAACUGAGAAUCAAACUCGACUGGUUGUCUGUGACCUUGGAAAUCCUAUGAAAGCGGGAACAAAACUCUCAGCAGGUCUUCAUUUUAGUGUUCAUCAAGAAUCUGAAAUGGAUACCUUUGUAAAAUUUGACCUACAAAUACGUAGCUCUAACUUGUUCAACAAUGUAAGCCCGGUGGCAUCGUACCAGGCGGACCUGGCCAUCUUAGCAGCUGUCGAGAUCAGAGGGGUCUCUUCCCCUGAUCACAUCUUUCUGCCAAUUCCCAACUGGCAGCCCAAGGAGAGUCCAGAAACAGAGGAUGACAUCGGGCCUCUAGUUCAACACAUCUAUGAGCUCAGAAAUAAUGGCCCAAGUGCCUUCAGCAAGGUGAUGCUCAAUCUUCAGUGGCCAUAUAAGUACAACAAUAACACCCUUUUGUAUAUUAUGAAGUAUGAAAUUGAAGGGCCUAUGAACUGCACUUCUGAUAUGGAAAUUAAUCCAUUUAAAAUUAAGGUGUCAUCUCCCCAUGAUGAAAAGAAUGAAACAGUUCAUGGAGAAGAUAACCGUGAUCACAACAUCAACCGGCGGGACCUAAGUGCUGCUGAGGGCGAGGGCGAUGUGCAAACUUUGGGAUGUGGAACUGCUGAAUGUUUAAAGAUAUUCUGCCAAGUUGGUCGUCUAGAGAGGGGGAAGACUGCAAUUCUAUAUUUAAAAUCUCGCCUUUGGACUCAGACCUUCAUGAAUAAAGAAAACCAGAACCAUUCCUAUUCUCUCAAGUCAUCUGCUUCUUUCAGUGUUAUUGAAUUCCCCUACAAGAAUCUUCCCUUUCCUGAAGACGUCCAGAAUUCUACAAUAGUUACCACAAAUAUCUUGUGGGGAAUGCAGCCAGCACCUAUGGCAGUGCAAGCAUGGGUAAUUGCACUAGCUGUCUUAGCAGGAUUAUUACUUUUGGGCCUCCUAGUCUUUAUAAUGUACAAGGUGGGCUUCUUCAAGCGCGUGAGACCACCUCAGGAAGAACAAGAAAGGGAACAGCUGCAGCCUCAUGAAAAUGGAGAAGGGACAUCAGAAGCUUAAGCAGAGUUUAGCCGUGCCAUUUGCCAAAAGGUUUUACAGUGGCCAACAUCUUCAAUCCAGAACUGCACUGCAAAUGUCUAAAGUUAACUAUCAAAUGAGAGCAAUAUAUUCCCACUUCCCACUGAUUAAUGCCAUUCAUGUAUGUGACUAAUACAUGUGCAAGGAUAAGCAUAUUUUAGUGCCACAAUUCUGCUUAUCCAGCCCCAAAGGGCAAACAUUUUUUAAAGCAAAAGUUUAUUGAUUGGUACAACUUGAACUACUACAGACUUUGCAAGCUUGCAGCUGCUUCAUCUAUUAAUGAACUACAUGGACACUAAUUGAAGACCUGCUGUUGACCCUUCCCAACUGGACUUGUGCAAGGUACUCCGCAGCUCUUUGAAGUACUGAUCUGGCACUACACUUUCAAACCAGGAAUAUCUAACUAGGGGAAAAUGCAAUGGAGCGAUGCACAGCUCUGCUUCCGUUGUCUCUUCCAAUAAGCCUAUCACAGAAGAGGACUAUGCUGUCUCUGUACUAUGGUAUCAUUUAAAACAUUGCUGUCCACUUCUUUCAUAGGGAAGAUGUACUUUGGCUUCCAGAUUUUGAUGGGAGAUCUUUAGCCUCUUUUCUAGGUACUAAAACCCCAGUUCUGUGUAGCAUGAGGGAAGUGCUUGAUUUGUGCAAACAUUUCCUGAUAUUUUUUCUAGUCUUCUUGAUGAUUUCUGCACUUCAAAUUUCUGCACUUCAAAUUCUGUGCAAGGAAAAUAAAAUUUUGCAUUUGGAAUAAAUUAUGCAAAUUAUAUAUGGCUUUGCCUUUAGUUUGCAUAAUUAAUUCUGCUUUUCACAACCCAGGGUUUCAAAUAGCAUGGAAUUCCUGCUAGCAAAAUGAGGUUUGUCAGAGGAUAAGCAGGAAGAGGAAAGGCAGGGGAAGAAAUUGUUUGAGUGAGAUGCAAUUGUAGCAAUGGCAAGUGUUAGGAAGAUGUGCAGAGCAGUAAAGGUACUUCACUACUAAAAACCCAGCUCUACCCCACCCUAAACAAUGCCCCUUGUAGACAUGUCCCACAAUUAUUUGUGCUUCUCCACAAGUAUGCAAGUAGAAACCUGUUUCUCCUUCUUUUUAAAAUUAAAUGUAAGUUGUUGAAGAGGGCCAGAUCUUGGAUUUUGCAUUUGUAAUCAUGCAGCUAAAUAAAUCCCAGUAUAGAACUAAGGUGCAGACAGGUGGUAGGAGUAGCCAAACAGUCCUAACUGCAAUCCAGGGGCGACAGGAAGGGUCUGUAUAAUGCCGUCUCUGUUGGAGCUCCCUCUUGGACAUUGCAAUACAUUUUUAAAACUCACAGUAGCUGAAAACGGUGGAGUAAUGGAAGGAAAGAGCUUUCUUCUGGAAUAGCUGUCAGGAAACCUGUAGCUGCAUAGCCCACUGAACUGUUACCAACAAAGAGCCUUAAGGACUGAUUUAUAAUAUUGCAGUGAAUAAGAGUGUUGCCAUGCAUUUCAGAGGCUGUGGAGCACAACUUAAGGUUUCUGGGAUUCUUGCCAGGAUUUGCUUUAUGCAAGGAAGCCUAAAGCUCAGGGGAGAUCACUGUCCAGGAACUGAAGCUCUCUCAUGAACAGCUUUUCAGGAGAAGAGAGACUAUUGAGGCCAAGCACAAAACAGCAACUGUAAGGUUGAGUCCUAAGGCUUGGUCUUGGGCACCUGGUCUUUCCUUCCAAGUGCCAUAUGACUAUCUACUGUGAAAUUGAAAGGGUAUGUCUUUGUAUAGCAAUAAAACUGUUGACUGGGACUAUAAAAGCAUCUGCACUUAUCAAAGGUGAUUUAUCCAAGUUGUGUUGUUCUGAAUCACUGAGAAAUUUUAUCAAGUUUCUUAAUCUAUAGUUUCAUAAGGAAAAUUAUUAAAGGACUGAAUUCUAUUGAUUAC
Molecule: messenger RNA, 5189 nt
Organism: Varanus komodoensis (Komodo dragon)
Lineage: Eukaryota; Metazoa; Chordata; Lepidosauria; Squamata; Varanidae
Gene: ITGAV
Product: integrin subunit alpha V
Exons: 30
Coding region: 175-3294 (1039 amino acids)
Biological process (GO): cell adhesion mediated by integrin; cell-matrix adhesion; angiogenesis
Cellular component (GO): external side of plasma membrane; integrin complex
Molecular function (GO): integrin binding
Source: RefSeq, a predicted model, not a curated record